This is a messenger RNA of Dentiscutata erythropus, 2978 nucleotides long. Lineage: Eukaryota; Fungi; Glomeromycota; Glomeromycetes; Diversisporales; Gigasporaceae. The record is from the annotation of a GenBank genome assembly.
AAAUACAAUAGGAAUUGGCUUGAGUCGUCCAAUAGGAAUCGGAGUGCCUCGUAGACUUCAUAAUAUUCUAUUUUUACUUCGAGGCCUUAGUUUAGUUCCAGCCGGUUAUAGUUUUAUUUCCUUUAUCUAUGCUGCCAGCAAAGCACCUGCAGACAAUGUAUUGGAACUGAGUACCGAAUUGGAUUAUUGGCUUGGUGCUAUGUGGUGCCUUUUGGCCGGUCUUUGGAGUUAUUGGUUGGCAGAUGGACUUAUGCGUCGAUGGCUCUUUUAUUAUGAAAUCACCAGCGCAAUAAUACGCCUCAUUUCCUUGCAAGCAAUUAAUUGGGUUAUCACAGCUUUUGUAAUCUCAAAUUACGGACAUGAUGAACCAGUUUGGACUUGGGUUAUAUGUAGUAUUGUUUUAGCUAUUAGUAACGUUAUCCAAUGGCUAUUUACAUCAACCGCAAAGCACUAUAAGCCUGGUGAUCCUGAAGCAUCAAAAAUGACAUUGAGAGAAAUUUUGCGAUAUAUUAUACUUCCUUUAGCAAUUGCUUCAUUUAUUACUAUGAUGUGCCUCCUCCAUCAGCAAUCGAAAUUCCGACAUAGAGCCAUUACAAGUCCUGUCAACUACAAAUUGAACGCAAAUUUGUCACUUAGCGAAAUUAAUACUGACGCUGAAAUUAAAGUAAUAAUGGUAAUAUUGUCAUCCUGGACCGAGAGAGGUUAUUUUAAACGACAACAAUUUCGUGAUACAUCAAUAAAAUUAAUUCCUCAGAAUUCUAAUAAAGUUUCUAUCGCCUACCGUUUCAUUCUCGGUGUCCAACCUACUGCUAAAAUGCAGCAAAUUAUGGGGAAAAAAAUUUUAGCCGAAUCGGAAAAAUAUGGUGAUAUGGUCAUUGUGUCAUCAUCAGAUCUUUAUAAUGAUCUUAGUCACAAGGUUUAUAAGGGUUUCGAAUGGGCGAAUAAUCAUGAGUUUGAUUACCUGAUUAAAACAGAUGAUGAUAUGUUUAUACGUAUUGACACUGUCAUACGAGAAUUGGGUGAAUUGGGUCCCGGAAAAAAAUAUUAUUGGAAAGGGCUAGGAUAUUGGAAUAUUCCUCCGAUUCAAAACACUGCAAAUAAGAACUCUGAACUUGAGUACCCAUUGCCCAUGUUUCCACCUUUCACAGCCGGUGCACUUUAUAUUUUAUCCCGUGACAUUAUUUCACUAGUUGUUAUAGAUGCACCACGCCUUUUCACUAAAAAUGAAGAUCAAAAUUUGGGCAUAUGGCUCUUUCCUUAUAACAUUAAACCUAUUCAUGAUAAACGUAUUCAACAAGCAGAUGUGUGCGAAGAUGAUAUGAUUGCAAAACAUUUCAGUGAUUCUUAUGAACCUGACCGAAGUAUGAUUGAUAUGUAUGAAAACGUCAUCAAUAAUAGGCGUUUGUGUGAAGGAUUUAGGCAACAUUUUUGUGCUUUGUGUUAUCCAUGCGCUGGAAGAGCUAACCAUUGGAAAGAUUGGAAUUUUGAUUGUGACAAUGUAAAAGGUAUUACAUUACUCCACCAAACAAAUUUUUUAGUGGUUAAUCCAAAGGAAUCUUCAUUAGUAUUUGAUGAGUCAGUAGAUGCAAUAAUGGGAAGUAAAGAGGAUGAAUGGAUAAUACCUGGUGUUCUCUCUCAACACUCAUCAGUUUAUUCACAAACAGAUCAAUGGUAUUUACUACAUUGGAUGAUCUGGACAACAGAUCCAUCAACUUUUCAAGAACGGCAUUACAAAACGAUUGAACUCGUUUGGGUCCACACUCCGAAGGCAAUUAUUUUUGUUGUAACAAACACACUUCCAAACCAAUUUUUUGAUGAUUAUCAAAAGCAAGGUUACCAAAUUUAUGUAAUUAAUUUCGAUCAAAAAUCAUUACUAAAAAGACAAUGGUUUCUUGGUAUAAAUUCCAAAAACCGGAUAUUAGAUUGGAAAAAUUGGGAAGAAGCUCCAUAUUUCCCUUAUUAUCUUGCCGAUUAUAUGAGGUGUGUACUCCUAUAUAAAUAUGGUGGAAUGUAUAUGGAUAUGGACGCACUUUGGGUCCGUGCUCCACCAAAUACUCAGAUGGAAUUUAUUGGUUCAGACUUCUCUAGUAUGGCCGCAGAUCUUGAAUGGACAUUGGACACAAAUGGCACAUAUUUACCGAACGGAGUUAUGCGUUUCCGUAAAGGAUGGGCAAUGUUCCGAGAAUAUAUUGAAAAUGCACUUUCAGAACCUAUUCCGACUUCGUGUUUCAACUGCCUAGGUCCUCGUGCACUCACAAAAUAUGUAAAAAAAUAUCGAAAAGUGUUAGAAGAAAAUGGACUUACAAUACUUCCUAGUCAAAUCCUUUACCCUCGUGAUUACAUUCAGAUUGUUAACUUGCUAAACCAUGAUCCCAUUGCGAGUCGAGAAUUACAAAAAAUUGAAAAGGAAUCUUGGAGUAUUCAUUUAUAUGGCAAAUCGACAAAUUCUAAAUUGAUCGAGGAAGGUAGCGUUGUUGACUUGCUCAUAAAAAAAUUUUCACUAGAUAUACCACAUCCAUCGGCACCAUUGGUAAAAGAUGGAAACCCAGAUUCUAUAAAUCGUAAGCAAUCAUACUCAUUACGUUUAGAGGGUCCUAAAACAUAUCAAUAUGUUUCAACGGCCACAGCAGAAAAACUAACGCAAUAUUCAGGAUCAUUAAAUGGACAAUUUCAAGGUUUAAAUGUAAUUUUUGUACGAGGUGGUCCUUCUAAAAUUAAUAAAGCUACCAUUAAUGUUAGUGCACAGAACGGAAAGAUUUCAUUCAAUCUCCAGGGUGGGAAUUUGAGUAAAAUUUCUAUGACGAUUAAUCAACCAACCAUGAUGGAUAUCAAUAACUUGUUAAAUUCUUUAGUUUAUCGCCCAAGUGAUUAUGCGCAAAAAGCAGGUGGCAAAGAUACUAUCAACCUCGAGGUUUCAUGUGAUGAUCAAUAUGAUGCUUUGAAUAUUGAAGUUAUAAUAUUUGGUUCAGAUGAAUUGG